Echinococcus granulosus is the source of this 1176-nucleotide messenger RNA. RefSeq lists its product as hypothetical. NCBI's taxonomy places the organism in Eukaryota, Metazoa, Platyhelminthes, Cestoda, Cyclophyllidea, Taeniidae. The transcript is spliced from 10 exons. The record is from RefSeq and is a predicted model, not a curated record. Bases 1 to 1176 code for a protein of 391 amino acids.
AUGGAACUGAGUUCAACUGGGUUUAAAUCGGGAUUUUACCAUGUGAGAGAACAAAGAACAAGAAAAAAACCGAAGGUGAAAAACAUUGCUUAUUUAUGGGAAGAUUUUGCUGGAACAAAUUCAAAACCAUUUGGAAAAUUGAUAGGCGCUACAUCAGAAAAGCAAGAUCUUAAUCAAUUUUUUUUUAUUUCUAUAAACCUGUUCACUUCUAAUUUUGGUGGUCAAUUAAAACCAUCAAUGAAAAUGCUGGCAUUUUAUACCUUAAUGGGAACUAGUUGCUAUGGUUAUCAAAUAAGUCACAAUAAACCAAAAUGCUAUAAUUUAUCGCAAAGACUGACUAGCUAUUAUAAAGCCUUAAAGAAUGAAGAGGCUACGAAAACAACAAUUAUAUUGACGACGAUUCGGUGGGGCUGCAUAAAAGGACAAAAGAUUUAUUUGUUUUGCGCAUUAAAUCCUGGAAUUACUUUGGCUAGGGGCAAUAGAAGUUCAAAAAUUGUAAAUUACUAUGUUUACAAUAGCUCAAAAUUGGGGAAGUUGUGGAUUGGUGUUUUUAAAAUGAGGGACAAAUUUUGUGUUGAACAACUUCAUUUCAAAGCCAUUCAUUAUAAUCUAAUGGUUAGCUUAUCAAGCCCUAAAAUGUGGAAUACUUUAUUACAUUUUUGUCAAUGUGAACCAAAUAACUUCAGAGAUAUAAUAAAAAAGCUACAAAGUGAAGAGCUUAAUUUAGAUAAAUCACAGAGGAAGCAAAUGAUUUGGGUCAAUAUCAUGAAUAAAUUAUGGACACGAACCUUGUCAAAAAAUCACACCAGUCAUGAGCGUCCCUUUGUGGAAGGUGAUGAAAAGGGAUGGACAAUUUUAUAUACAUUUCUAAAACACAAGGUGUCAAACGCAAUGCGAUUUUACGCCACAAUUUCUUUUCAAGAAAGAAAAUACGUGACUGAAGUUUUCCCAAUGGCAACACAAGAGAAGGAUCUACUACGCCGCAAGCCCUCAACUUUCUUUAAAGAAAUUUUAGAAAUAUUGUACUUUUUUCUAUUUUUGGGACAAAUUUUUUUCUUUUUCAAAGUCAAAAGUUUUGCUUCAUGUAGCAAAUUACAGAAAUCUUAUAAAAUGAUAUGGGUAAACAAUGAAGUGGCUUCUUUCGAUUCUCUCAACGUAAAGUUCAAAAAAUACUAA